AUGAAGAGGCAUACUGCUAUUGUGGUUGGUGCUGGCGCUGGGGGCGUAUCUACUGCUGCUCGCCUGGCGAAGGAAGGCUUCAAAGUAACUGUGAUAGAAAAGAACGGUUUCAUAGGCGGUAGAUGCUCGCUUAUCCAGGAAAACGGCUACAGAUUUGAUCAAGGGCCAUCUCUCCUCUUGCUUCCUGAACUCUUUGUGGAAACGUUCAAUGAUCUUGGUACCUCGCUGGAGAACGAGGGCGUUCAGUUGCUCAAAUGCGAGCCCAAUUAUAGAAUAUGGUUCGGGGACCAUGAUCGCGUUGAUAUGUCAACUGACAUGGCCAAAAUGAAAUCUGAAAUCGAGCGCUACGAAGGCAGACAGGGAUUCGAGGGAUAUCUAUCAUACAUGAAGGAAUCUGGUCGGCACCAUGACCUAUCUAUGAUUCACGUCUUGAAGCAGAACUUUCCCAGACUUCUCAGUAUGCUUCGGCCCGAGUUUCUGCUUUCUACCCUUACGUUGCAUCCAUUCGAGAGUAUCUACAGCCGAACUAGCAAAUACUUUGCUUCGGACAAGAUGAGAAGGGUUUUUACCUUUGCAAGCAUGUAUCUCGGAAUGAGCCCAUUUGACGCCCCGGCAACAUACUCGUUACUCCAAUAUUCCGAGCUCGCCGAUGGUAUAUGGUAUCCUGUUGGUGGAUUUCAAAUAGUUCUAGAGGCAUUGGCGAACAUUGGGAAACGCAUGGGUGUAGAAUAUCGCCUCAAUGAGCCCGUGUCAUCAAUUCAGCUCUCUGAAGACGGUCGCACUGCAACGGGGGUGAAAUUGAGCUCUGGAGAGAUAUUGAAUGCAGAUACGGUUGUUAUAAACGCGGACCUUGUCUACGCUUAUAAUGAGCUUCUACCACCCUCUUCUUUGGCUAAAAGUUUGCAAAAGCGACCUUCAUCUUGCAGCAGUAUUUCCUUCUUUUGGUCCUUCGAUCGCAUCGUUCCCGAGCUGCGAACCCAUAAUAUUUUCCUUGCAGAUGAGUACCGCGAGAGCUUUGACGCCAUUUUCAAGGACCACAAGAUACCAUCGGAUCCAUCCUUUUACGUGAACGUACCCAGUCGCAUCGAUCCAACGGCCGCACCACAUGGCAAGGACGCUGUCGUGGUGCUUGUUCCGGUAGGCCAUCUGGUGGACAACAGCAUCUGGUCUACAGACAUGGACGCCAUAAUAUCCAAAGUACGAGAAGGAAUUAUCAAGACAAUUGAAUCUCGCACAGGUGCUCGAGGUUUACGUGAUAGCAUCGUUUCCGAGAAAAUUGACACGCCGUUCACCUGGAAGGCAAAAUUCAAUCUAAACCAAGGAGCUAUCCUGGGACUAUCACAUUCAUUUUUCAAUGUCCUGAGCUUUCGCCCGAAGACUAAACACGAUACAAUCAGCGGACUUUAUUUCGCUGGUGCCAGUACACACCCUGGUACUGGAGUUCCCGUUUGUUUGGCUGGCAGUAAGAUUGUCUCCCAGCAGAUUUUUGAUGGGUACGGCAUCAUGCCGUCUGGCCAGAGCCGAAAAGGAAAGUCUUUUGAGUUGAGGUCCUACGGGGGAUGGCUCAUGACUCUACUCUUUAUAAUUGCUUGGGUUAUAACUUAUGGGCUCUGGCACUCUGGCUAG
Molecule: messenger RNA, 1626 nt
Organism: Arthroderma uncinatum
Lineage: Eukaryota; Fungi; Ascomycota; Eurotiomycetes; Onygenales; Arthrodermataceae
Product: phytoene dehydrogenase
Exons: 4
Coding region: 1-1626 (541 amino acids)
Biological process (GO): carotenoid biosynthetic process
Molecular function (GO): oxidoreductase activity
Source: RefSeq, a predicted model, not a curated record